This is a messenger RNA of Anopheles marshallii, 468 nucleotides long. RefSeq lists its product as uncharacterized. The record is from RefSeq and is a predicted model, not a curated record. The transcript is spliced from 3 exons. Gene Ontology annotation, biological process: septate junction assembly. Bases 1 to 468 code for a protein of 155 amino acids. NCBI's taxonomy places the organism in Eukaryota, Metazoa, Arthropoda, Insecta, Diptera, Culicidae.
AUGGUAGAGUCGGCCGCCGUACCUCCGCCGAGGUUACACCAUAAUGUGAUACCGCCCGGGAUGCAUCCAUCCGCACCCAGGGAAUAUCGACCACCGCUCUCCAUCAUCAAGUUUCUCGAGCUGUCGCUGGCAAUUACCUGCACCACGCUCCACUACUACAGCUUCGAUGAUGGCGAUCUCGUGACGGGGUUUCUUGCCACGGGCACCUUCUGCGGGUUCAUCGUCAUUCUGUUCACCGUAAUGGCAGGCUACCUGAUGAAGGCCCACCUGCAUCGCCGGUUGAGCAUCUUCUACAGUCUGCUCGGUUGCGCAUGCUUUCUCACGUCCGGCGUCUUCAUCAUCGAGGCGUGGGAGCAUGCAUUUCGCACCCGCACGCGUGAUCUCGCCAUCACCAAGGGUUCGAUAGCGGUCAUCAAUGGGGUGAUCUUCCUGAUGGACACGAUUUUUACCUUUCGUGAGCGAAAGUGA